GCCCUGUACCCGGAACAACAAAGCGAGAAACCGAGCUCGAGCCUUGGGGGGCUCCUAGCAACGGGCCUGGGCGGGAGUUCCAUGGAGACUGGGGAGCGGACCCGUUUUAUCUUCAUCCUUGUCCUCCAGCUUCUUCUCCGCGUCCGACGCAACCAGCAGCAGCGCUGCCGCCGUGUCCUUUACGACCGCCCCGUCUUCCCACGGAUGUGAUCUUCGUGGUGGGAACCAAGUUUCUAAACUACCCCAAUGGAUGCAGACAGUGAUGUUGCAUUGGACAUUUUAAUUACAAAUGUAGUCUGUGUUUUUAGAACAAGAUGCCAUUUGAACUUAAGGAAGAUUGCUUUGGAGGGAGCAAAUGUAAUUUAUAAGCGUGAUGUUGGGAAAGUAUUAAUGAAGCUUAGAAAACCUAGAAUUACAGCUACAAUUUGGUCCUCAGGAAAAAUUAUUUGCACUGGAGCAACAAGUGAAGAAGAAGCUAAAUUUGGUGCCAGACGUUUAGCCCGUAGUCUGCAGAAACUAGGUUUUCAGGUCAUCUUCACAGAUUUUAAGGUGGUGAAUGUUUUGGCAGUGUGUAACAUGCCCUUUGAGAUCCGUUUGCCAGAAUUUACAAAGAACAAUAGACCUCAUGCCAGCUAUGAACCUGAACUUCAUCCUGCCGUGUGCUAUCGGAUAAAGUCUCUAAGAGCUACAUUACAGAUAUUUUCAACAGGAAGCAUCACAGUGACAGUUCCGUGGGCUAAUUAUUACUACAUUGCAUGGCCUCAUCACCUGAUGCCUGCCCCAGAAUCCUGCUGAGUUAGAUGACCUCCAAGGGCCCAAUGUAAAGGCUGUGGCGACUGCCGUGGAACAGAUCUACCCGUUCGUGUUUGAAAGCAGGAAGGAGAUUUUAUAACUCAAACUUGGUUGGUUAGUCUCCACCUGAGCACCGUUUGAGACCUGCUGCACAUUGGACUCAAAACACAAGGAAAACUGGACCAACAGUGACCGAGGACAGACUCGGACUCACAGCUGCAGUGUAAGCUCCAGUCCCUUUGGAUUUUACUUCAAAGUUUGCUGUAAUAUAAAAAGGAAGUUUACAAGACAUGACAUUGCUGCUUUUACAAAAGGACGUUCUAUUUAUUUUCGCAGUAAUCUCCAUGUCCCACAGGCAGAGCUGUCGCAGUGUGCACUUCCCGACAGUUGUUUUAUUGAUGUCAUUAUUUUUCCAGUUGGAGCUAAUGUGUUUGAUUUGUGAAUAGUCUUUUACAUUUUUGUAUGCUGAAUAUGGGCACCAAAGAACCUGUAAACGUUAUCUUUUUAAAUUGAAUGUGCACAAAUAAAAGUUUGGAAAAGAUCUCUCUUCAUAUCCAUUCUGUAACUUUUAUUCACCAUUUUUUUCUUUUAAACAACUGUAUUCAUAAUUUUUUUUAAAUCUAUGCAGGCUUAGACUUUGGCUAAAGUGUGUGGGCUUCUUUUUGAAGUGAGUUUGUAUAUAUUUGUGUGUAUGCUACAUGUAUAUAGUAUCUUUUCAUGCUCUGUUACCAAAUAUCAAUUAGAAUGUUCUCCUCGCAGAUUGGAAGUAAAAACCAUGUAUAUAAGCUCUAGGUAACUAGGGUAGAACUCCACAGGUAAAUGAUAAUGUUUGUGUUACUAAUUUAAUAUGAUAGAAAAUGUUAAAUGCGUUUGAAAAGCUAAGAGGUUGUAGUUUUGAAGAGAGGCCUUUUCCUGUCUAGGUGGAUCUGCAGUAGCCCCGUAACCCUUGUUAUUCUGGAAAGCUGGCUGUAGAUGAACGAGCCAGCAGAGGUUCUUAACUACCCUUAGGUCGGUGCUCAAGGCUAUGCUGGUCUUGUCAGAAAUUGACUGACAUUGUGUUUUAACAAGAAGUGGCUCGACUUGACCCAAAGCCUCUGGCAAGCUGGUCUCUGUCCUCGCCGUGUCUGAGUAGUGCAUGUGAAGGGUGACUGGAGGAUUAAGAGAGGCCACUCUUAAACUUCAGUUCCAUGAGACAGGGCCUCAGCCGUGCAUGGGCUCUGGGUGGAAAGGCAUGGUCGGACAGGUGCUUAGUGUAGCCAGGAGUGGCUUUACCUACCAAUAAACUAGGUGGAGUCAAAACUUAGAUUCUCUGUACAGACGAAACUAUUUCCCACCAAGCUCUGACUUACUGUUGUAUUUUUGAAAUGUUUGCAAAGGCUUGUGACAUGUGCACCAUAUUACAGACCUUCCAAGGCUAACUUAAGCACUGGCUGGGCAGUGCAUAGGAGUCUGUGUUCAGUUCUGUUUUCUUAAAGCCUCCUCAUCCCCUGCCCCUCAGCUCCUUCAGAACGUGGGAGCAAAGGUGAGCUUUGCACUUGCUUUUCCCAUAAUUCAUUGUGACUUUUUAAAGCCUUCAAUUUUUUAAAAAUUGUUUUUAUAUUUGGGUUUUGGUUUUUUUUUUUUUUUUUUUGCUUGUUUUAAGAUUAUUUUUAAAAAACCAGAGGUAGAAGUAGACGGCUUUAAAACCGUGAGGAUUUACCACUUGUUUUAACAGUGAACUCCUGGUUUGCAGUGUUCAGAAACAUGUAUGUGAGGCAGAAACUUGGGUAGGGAAGGUGCAGAUCCAUUCGCUGUAACAUGUUCAGUGUUCAGUGACCUGAAAGCCAGGCAGAGCUGGAGCUCUGGGUAAAUGAGUGUCUAAGGAGGGAAGAGUGAGCAUGGCCGAGUCUGGGGUCACCUGUGAGGCCACUGUCUGGCAGCUUCCUGGGCAGUCCCCACAAAAAUGCUGGGAAGGAGUGAGUGGGUGUUGCGUCGCCUGGUUUUCUACAAGUACUGUAAAAUUUUUUAUAUAAAUAAAAACUGUGAAUAUAUACAUCCAA
Molecule: messenger RNA, 2831 nt
Organism: Mus musculus (house mouse)
Lineage: Eukaryota; Metazoa; Chordata; Mammalia; Rodentia; Muridae
Gene: Tbpl1
Product: TATA box binding protein-like 1
Exons: 8
Coding region: 247-795 (182 amino acids)
Biological process (GO): DNA-templated transcription initiation; transcription by RNA polymerase II
Cellular component (GO): nucleoplasm; nucleus; cytoplasm
Molecular function (GO): RNA polymerase II core promoter sequence-specific DNA binding; DNA binding; RNA polymerase II general transcription initiation factor activity
Source: RefSeq, marked validated